Lethenteron reissneri (Far Eastern brook lamprey) is the source of this 8194-nucleotide messenger RNA. Its product is annotated as metastasis-associated protein MTA1-like. Gene Ontology annotation, biological process: negative regulation of transcription by RNA polymerase II. Gene Ontology annotation, molecular function: chromatin binding; sequence-specific DNA binding; transcription corepressor activity. The record is from RefSeq and is a predicted model, not a curated record. NCBI's taxonomy places the organism in Eukaryota, Metazoa, Chordata, Hyperoartia, Petromyzontiformes, Petromyzontidae. Gene Ontology annotation, cellular component: nucleoplasm; NuRD complex.
CUCACUUCGCCUCGCGCUGCCUCUCGCCGUCGCGCGCGCGCGCCGCUCGCUUCCCGCUUUUUAUUUUUUACUUAAUUAAUUUUUCACUAAUUAACCGGAUUAUAAUUUCCGUGAGGGAACUGUAGUGUUUUUUCCCCCAGUUUAGUUUUUGUUACGUCUUAAAAAAUGUAGUAUUUAAAAUGCGUUUGAAUCGCGUGUUGCCACCUUUCCAUCAGAGGAGCUCCCCCUUCCUCCACCCUCCUCCCCUCCCCCCCUCCCCUCCAGCGCUUCCGAGACAUUAAUAAGAAAUACAACUGAAUUAUAAUAUUAAUAAUUGUUGGGGACUGAUGAUGAAGAUAGCAAGGAGAAGAAGAGCGCAUUGAGUGAAUUGACUUGACGGGCGCGUUAAAGUGUUGAACGUUACUGCGCGCCGGCCUCGCGAGGUGUUGAGGGAAGAUAGGAUUACAAUUCACGUUUAUUAAUCGAUAAACAAUAUCGAAGAUUCGCAAGACGCGGGGAAGAGUCGCUACUUCGGCUAACUCCUGGGGGGAAAAAGAGAACGAAUUGACAUCGCCGCCUUUCAAGUGGAGGAACCUGCCCAGCUGCAAUGGCUGCUAACAUGUACCGGGUGGGAGACUAUGUCUUCUUUGAAAACUCCUCAAGCAACCCCUACUUAAUACGAAGAAUAGAGGAACUUAACAAGACUGCAAAUGGGAACGUGGAAGCGAAAGUGGUAUGCUUCUAUCGUCGGAGAGACAUCUCGAGCAACCUCAUCUCGCUCGCCGACAAGCACGCAAAGGAACUGGAGGAGGAGAUGGAGGACACCACGGCGCAGGACCUGACAGAGAAGCAACGACACCAGCUGAAGCACCGGGAGCUCUUCCUGUCGCGCCAGCUUGAAUCCCUGCCCGCCACGCACAUCAGAGGGAAAUGCCGAGUGACUUUACUUAAUGAAACGGAGGCUCUGAAUUCGUACCUGGACAAGGAGGACUGUUUCUUCUACUCAUUGGUCUACGAUCCGACUCAGAAGACACUCCUAGCAGAUAAGGGAGAGAUCCGCGUUGGCCCCCGCUAUCAAGCUGACAUCCCAGAUUUUCUCAAAGAUGGGGAGCCUGAUUGCAGAGACCAACUGAAGCUGGAGGCGAGAGUUUGGGACCCGGAGAAUCCACUCAUGCAGCGGCACAUUGAUCAGUUUCUCGUCAUUGCCAGGUCUGUGGGCACGUUUGCGCGCGCCCUGGAUUGCAGCAGCUCGGUGAGACAGCCGAGCCUUCACAUGAGCGCUGCUGCUGCCUCUAGAGACAUCACGCUGUUCCACGCCAUGGACACCCUGCACAAGCACGACUACGACCUGAGCAAAGCGAUCGCGAGCCUGGUCCCGCAGGGCGGGCCCGUGCUGUGUCGCGACGAGAUGGAGGAGUGGUCGGCCUCCGAGGCAAACCUCUUUGAGGAGUCGCUCGAAAAAUACGGCAAAGACUUCAACGACAUCCGACAGGACUUUUUACCAUGGAAGACGUUGAGCAGCAUUAUCGAGUAUUACUAUAUGUGGAAGACAACGGACAGAUACGUGCAACAGAAGCGACUCAAAGCAGCUGAGGCUGAGAGCAAGCUAAAGCAGGUGUACAUCCCCAACUACAACAAGCCGAACCCAAACCAGAUCGCGGCGACUCCCGUGAAAGCGGCGGUGGCGAAUGGCACGCCGCCCAUCGGCCUGGUGCUGUCGACACCGCAGAACGCCAGCGUGGGACGCGCCUGCGAAAGCUGCUUUGCUGCCAGCUCGUGCCAGUGGUACUCGUGGGGGCCGCCCAACAUGCAGUGCCGGCUGUGCACCGCCUGCUGGACUUACUGGAAGAAGUACGGUGGCCUCAAGAUGCCCACACGUCUGGAGAGCGACCGUGCCGCUCUCCUCCGUGCGGGAGGCCUGGAAUUCCGCUCGAGGGGGCAUGUGUCGUCACGUCACUGCCAGGGCCCCCACAGCUCGGUGAGCCGGAGCAACGGCAGCCCCAAGUUCACCCUGAAGACGCGGCAAGCCUUCUACCUGCAGACCACCAAGCUGACGCGCCUCGCCCGCCGCCUGUGCCGUGACCUUCUGCACCCGCUACAGGCGGCGCGCCGGCCGUUCCUGCCCAUCAAUACCACCGCCAUCAAGGCCAAGUGUGCAACACGACUGCCUGAAGCUGCAAAGGAGCCCGUUAAACCCAGAUUUAUGACCAGGAAGCCGCUGGAAACCAUUGCUAAAUACUUGGAGGCUCACCCAUGCCCCAAGAGGGUGGUGCCAAAACCCAGUUCGGGGCUUUCCACGCCAACCAAAGUGAGAUCGACCAUCAACCACGGCUCCCCCACCAUCCUUGGCAAGCGCGGCUACGAGCAGCACAACGGACUGGAUGGUACGGGUGGGUUGAACCAUCUCUACCGCCCGCCUAUCAUCAUGGGCAACAUGAGGAAGCGUCUUCUGAUGCCCUACAGGGGUCUUUCCAACCAUGGACAAGUCAGGCAGUUGGCGCUGGGGACGCGCCCGUACCUCAUCAAUGGCAAACCGUACCCGGCCAACGUGAAGCUGCUGAAGCCUGGGGGAAUGUCCCUUGUCAAGCGACGACGCAUGAACUGGAUCGACGCUCCUGACGACGUCUUCUUCAUGGCCACGGACGAGACGAGGAAAGUGCGCAAGCUGCUGCCUUCGCUCGAGAUGAAGAGGGCAGCCCGGCGACCAUACAGGCGAAUCACGGUCAAACCGCCGCUGGGUCUCGGCCUGCCCUCGCACCUCGUCGCCCGCCAGCCCAUCAACGACGAGCCCAUCGUCAUCGAGGACUGAGAGGGCACGUCGGGGUUGGGGCGGAAGAGUGACGAGGUAGAGCCACAGCAAGCUAGCGGUGGAAAGCGGAGGAGCAGAUCGAGGAGGAAAGUGGAGACGAAGAGAGAGGGGGGGGACCCAUGUCACCAAGUGACGCGCCCCCCUCUUCACCCCUCUUGCAUCCAUCGUUACGCCGUCGACCCCAAUCACCAUCUGCAAGCCCUCCUCAAUAAAAAAAAAAGUCCCGGGGAUGAUGGCGAUUUCAGCGGCGGAGGAGGAGGAGGCACCUGAAGAGGCCUGCUAAGAGAACUCACCGCACAAGCGGAUUAUUGCGUGGCAUAAGCCGCUUUUUUUUAAAUGGGAGUUUCGUGUAAUUGGCUGGAUGAGGUCACUCAGUGACGAGGGGGGGAGGGCGCGUGGCCCGAGCUGAGAGCUCGCGUGAUAGAAGGAAUGAGGAGCGUUGUGGUUACCUAGAAGUGCCGCCCCACACAGACACUCGUGACACGCACGCUUCGCCCACCUUGACUCCUUCACCCUGCCGCUGCCAGCACGUCAUGUUAUUAGUUCGAUUUCUUAUUUCGCACAAAUAAGGAUUUUUAUUUUCUUCCCUGUAAACAGGCAUGAUAGCUUUAGUGUCUGCGAUUUAUAAACGAAAGUGUUUAGAUUAUUUUUCUUAUUACUUUUCUCGUUUUUUUUUUUUCCGGUUGACAAUGUCGUCGUAGCCGCCGCACGCCAAUUGCUUCGUAGCCGUUUUCAACGUCCGUGUAUCCCCCCCUUAGCGCCUCCCGCCCCGCAGGGGACGUUUGCACCUAGAAAAUAUUUCGGGGUGGCCUCCUCGGAAAAUAUGACGACGACGACAACAACGUGAAUCGCGUGUGCGGGAACCCUGCUGGGUAGUAGUCCACUUGCCCAGGUGCCUCCGACGUUGUGCGAUUUCAGUGAGUUUUGAGUGACUGCGAUUUUUGUACUUCUUAAUUAAGGGUCUAGUUCCCCUCCCCACCACCAACCCCCUCUUCGCUUCGCCAAGGGUGUUGCCGUGGCAUAACGGUUGACACACUCGACUUGCAAUCCCAGGGGUCGCCAGUACGGUUUGGUUAGAUUUCCUGGCGCGGUAGUCCAAACAAUGGUGCAAGCUUCAUAUAUCUUCCUCCUCCCGAAUCCCUGCUGCCUCUGGCCAUCCAGGGGUAUCAAUGGGAUCACCACGGCUCGUCGAUCGGCGGGGCGCGCGUGGUGGGGGUAAAGUGUGGGUACUCCCACCUCUUCCAAGACGCCUGGCCAACGUGGAAGAGUAGGCCAAAACAUUUUCUUUAGAGCUCCGUCUAGUGGAGGCCCGUCCACCAACAUUGGCGUGAGCAAGUUAUAAUUGUAGGGCUGCACCUUGACCUGUAGUUCCCUAUGUCGAUGACCCGGAAAUUAUUGAGUGAGAAAUUAAGCCCUGCACGUAGCGCGCGCUGGGUUCUUUUUGACCGUCAGCGUGACGUUUGUCCACUUGGCGAGAGGUAAUCCCCUACCCCCCCCCCCCCCCCCCCCCCAAUCGACUCUCCUCGCAAUUUGAACCCUCGUAGGCUCGGAUCUUUGUCGUGUUUUGCAUGAGCUAAUGUGGUGGUUGGAGUCGACUCCGAUAUUUUUGUUUUCGCAUCACUCCCGCCCCCACCUCUCCCCCACCCCUAGCUGUCCCCCCCCACCCCAACGCCCUAUCUUUACCCCCAAAUCUCUCCCAUUCCAUUCCCUGACUUUUUUGCUAAAGCGAAAAGUGAAGAAAAUUUUUCAAUCAAGUUUUUUUUGCAAAAAGAGUUGUAAACUCGUUUUUUUUUUACUAAAUUUGCUUAUCAUUGCUUACAUAUGUGAGAAGAAUUACAACUUUCGUCACGGGCUUUGGGUUUUUUUUCUGACGCCCAGACACGUUAUUUUCUUUAUAAAAAGAAACUGUUAAUACUGCAUACGAUGGCUUAUUAGUUUGCUAAUAUGUACAUAAAUAAAUGUUACCCUAGGUUUAGUUUCUAGCGUGUAAUAGCCAUUCCACUUUACAUUUAAAAAAAAAAUUGCUACCGUUGUAAUAUUUUGGAGUGAAACGAUGUGAGGAGAGAGGUCGACUUUUUUGAGACAAUAAAAAUGCCAAUUUGCAUUUUGGUGCUAGGAGCUGCAAUGGGGAGGUGAGGGUGGCAGAUGGGUCAUAUUUGCAUUUUUUAACAAAUCUGCGUGUGUACGCUUUGGGAUGAUGUCACAAUACAUUCAGCAGACCGGCGCUUUGCCUGUGCUUUGGUUAGCAGCUCAUGUGUACCCGUUAUUAAGGUUGUACCUCGCGCCAUCGCAGUAACAGUGUUACCAGGGCCAUAAGCUAGUGUUCAUAAGCAAGGUGCGGCAACCUUUUCUCUUUUUGUAUGAAGCGUUGUUAAGACGAUAGCUAAAUUAUGCAAUUAUAUAUUUCAUGUGCAUCUUUUUAUAGUCUAAAAAAGACCGAGACCGCAGUUGUAUUUGUUUAUGGGCGGCGAUGCGUCCGUUUUAGUAAAAAAAAAACAAAAAAAACCCCAGUGGUACAUCUGUGGACACCUCGUCAACGCCCCGCACCUCCAUCCCACGAUCUUUCAGUGUUAGGAGAAUAGCGCCACGCUGUCUCGUACCUCGCUUCCACUGCACGGCGAUGCCAUGUCGUUCAAUUUCCCCCUCGCCAGUGUACUGUCGGACGUCAAACACGCAACGAAUGUGUUAUUAAUGUUCGAGACCCUGGCCCUGUUUGGCACCCCUGAUUCGCAUGUUUUGUGAGGCCCCCAGAGUAUUACGGUUUGGUUUCUGGUUCGGCACAGCAAAAGAAUGGUGGAAAAUCACCUGUUACCAAGUUGGCCCCCUGUUGGCUUGGCUCUGCUCAGAUGUGCCAGUGGAAAAGGGGUCUACGUUAUCUAACACGAUCAGGACUGAAUGACUUGUAAAUUAUAAUUAUUUUCCAGAAGGGACCGAAAGAAAUAGAUUUUGCACUUAAUAUAGUUGAGUCGAUGCUUUUGACUUGGCGAAUCGGGAAUUGUUUUUUUCAUUUGGGCCCCCUCCGAAAAUUUUAAGGGACCGGUGGUUCGAUUAUUUUCACCUGUAGAGCAACGUUCACCGAGAGUUCAAAGUUGUCUCCAGAUAAGCACUUACCAUCAUCAGUGAACCGAGUAAUUCCCUCCCAUGGAGUGUGACUAAAUCUGAUAGGAAAUGGGUAAAGCCCACUGCUCAAUAAUAUAAAUGACAAGACUAGCAACAGUUUAACAAUACCCUUCAUCCAAGGAAGCAUUACUGAGCAUUACUUAGCCUCAGUACGUUUGGAGGGGGAGGAUCCAGCUGCAUUAAGAUGUUUGGCCAUUUCUUUAAUGAGUACUCAGAAUUUAGUUCAUGUUAUUUGUUGCACGGAUGGCAAAUAAUUGGAAAAUAAACUGGAGUCACCAGAGAAAACGUACACUUACAAGGGCACAACACUAAAAAUUCCAUUUACACUGGCCAGCGGUGGGCAUGCAAUGAUUCGAUUCUUACGAUCACUAUGCACGAAUUGAUCAAAUGUGCAAGAAUUUGUUUUUUAUUUGUAUCUAUUUAAUGCGAUAGGGUUUUAAAGCCCUUGCAGCCACGAGAUGUGCCACAUUGACACUGUUUAUUUUGGAAUCAAAUCGAGGCAGCAGUCCCACUUCCUGUACUUCAAUGACUGGCCCUCUCUUGGCCUAUCAGCAGUGGCGUGGCUACUUGGUGUGCAGGCGGUGCAAUUGCUGCAGGGCCCAAUGGUGCCCAGGUGGCAGGGUGGGUACACAGGGGGGAAUGGGGGGAGAGCCACGUGGGGAAUUAGACUGGUUGCCCCCCAUUGAAUUCCUUCCACCAGGGCCUAUGCCCAUCAGAUCCGGAGUCUUGCACAUGUAGUGUCUGCAGGGGCCACCAACACCACUCACCAGGGAGCCGGAUUAAAGGCGAUGGCGGUGUACGUACGGCUUCACCACCACCACGGUGAUCCUGAGUUCUGUCAUAGUCCACUUUAAGUAAUGAAUGCGGUGGUCGCACUUGUAUGUAUGUUGAACUUCUUUCGCACCAUACGUAGCCAACCGUGCUAAUCGGAGUUGCGGGGGAAGGACAACAAACCAAACACAAAGCAGUUUUAAUGAAAUUAGUUUUAAGUCUAGAUUUGGUACCUACCAUGCGCACAUGUACAACAUUUUUUUUGUCAAUCCACUGCUGGAUGAGGGUUAACGUGCCCAUACCGUGCGGCUCGUUCUUUGACCAUAAUUCUCCACGCUGGUCAGUGCGGAUUGGUGAAGGCGGACGUGGAACAUAUAGUGUAUAGACGUGGGAGCGUAUAAGUACGGUACAACGGAUGGAUUUUCUGCUGCACUGCCUCCUGCUGACCAACACACAGCUCCGCAGCUACCUAUGACGAACUGGGGUGCAUGGUGGGGCGCCCAUCCAAGUACUAUGCACAGUGGUGGGGCUAGGCACAAGCAACUAAGCAAACGUUUAGGGCCCCAAGUAGCUCAAGGGGCACUAGUUCAUGUAAAAAUAAUGGUGCAUCAACUGUUAUCUAGAAUUCAGCUCCUUAUAAAAAAAAUUAUUGCAUUCUAAGAACACUAUAAUUUAGUCUCUUACCUUCAUUAUUUAACACAACUGUAAUGUGAUUGCAGUUGUGUAGCAAAAGUAUAUGGUCGUGUAACGUACCAAAAAAAUAUUGCAGAAACAACCCCCUUCCCUUACCCCAUGAGUUAGUACCACCACCGGCCACGUAGCUUAUCUACCAAGACUUGAGGAGGCUGGGGCGCAUUCCGGAUUGAUUUGAUCAGCGGCUACACUUUAUAGCGGAGAUGGCUGAUUGCGAGGUCCUGCGGCUCAAGCUGCGUAGAAUUCCGCAAGUCAGAUGUCUUACCCACCGAGUUCGUGUGCACAGAUUUACAUCACAAACUAAGGGGCGGGAAUAUCAAUGAUUUCACCACUGGUUCGAAUCUCUCCCAUCCCAACCGCUACCUGACCCCCCCCCCACAUCCUCCACACACUUUACGGGAGGUGUAUUGUGACAUCUUUGACGAGACACGGUGGAAAAGGUGGAAGCAGUUGCACCCCAACAUAAGGUUGCCACCUCUGCGGGUUUAACCACGGACAGUCCGAGAAAAUUAGCAUUGUGUUCGGCUGCCAGGACUUAAGCCCUGGCAACCCUGAUGCCAGGGUUUGCAGUGUGUACAUCCCAGUUCUAAAUCGACCUCUGCUAAUUUGAGAAGUGUAUCCGGGUUUGCGCUGUGGAUAAGGUGGCAACUAUACCCCGACUCCCCCAUUGUGAGUGUAUACCAGUAGAGCGAUUUCAGUUGGUACUAUUAUCAUUUGCGUCCCUCUGUCACACACACACACAAAAAAACGAAUACUUUGUGAAUUUCAUAAUGAAUCUUUGCUGUUUUGGGGAAUUCUUGCCAAUAAAAUAAUACAAUCAAG